GCCCAACCUUGGAAAGCGUGCCGGCCGCGUCCCUGCUGCGGACCUUAUCACCGAUAGGCUCGCUGGCCAGCCACACCACAAGCGCAACAUCAUCUUUUGGCUGUCCUUUCGCUUUACGCCUCCCAAUUGAACCCGCCCCUCCUUUGCGCAACCAGGCACCAUGGAGGAGGAACAGUCUGCCGCCAUCCAUUCGAUUGACGAGCCUGGUCUCCGUGCCGAGGGCGACGUGCUGCGUGGCAUGCGCCAGGAGGUCGCCAGGCUCCUCCAGCGCAACAGUCCAGGCUUCCCCGGCGCGCAGCCGGUCAGCUUCGCCCGAAAGCACAUCGAAGAGCUCCAGCGCGAAGACUACUACCUCUGCGAAAAGUCCGACGGCAUCCGCUACCUCCUCUACGCGACAGAGGACCAGGGCAACGAGAUCCACUACCUCAUCGACCGCAAAAACGACUACUACUUUGUCAACAACGGUAACCUCCACUUCCCCCUGCCCAACAAGGAGCAGGAGUUCCAUAGAGACACCAUCCUCGACGGCGAGCUCGUGGUCGACACACUGCCCAAUGGCAAGACCCAGUUCACCUUCCUCGUCUUUGACUGCCUCGCACUCGACGGCCAGAUUCUCAUGUCGCGCGACUUGUCUAAACGCCUGGGCUACUUUCGAGAGAACCUCUUCGUGCCAUACAAGUCUCUCUUGGCGAAGUACCCGGAAGAACGCCAGUAUCAGCCAUUCUUUGUCGAGAUGAAGGACAUGCAGCUACCUUACGGCAUCGAGGCCAUGUUCAAGGAUAUGAUCCCAAAACUACGGCACGGCAACGACGGGCUCAUCUUCACCUGCCUGAAGAGCGAGUACAAGCCAGGCACUGACCCACACAUUCUCAAGUGGAAGGAUGCGGACGAGAACAGCAUCGACUUCAAGUGGCGCCUAAGCUGGGACAAGAUCGAGCCAGACGCAAUCGAUCGCGCCGAGGGCAUCACAGAACCAUACACAGACUGGGAAGCCAUCCCGCACGUCGAGCUCCUGGUGUUCCACGGAGGCCAAGGUGGCUAUCAGCCCUUUGCUGAGAUGCACCUGGAGGAAAGCGAGUGGGAGACGUUGAAGUCGUUGGGCGACCCUCUGAACGACCGAAUUGUAGAGGCAUACAUGGACGAGCAGAAGCGGUGGCGCUUCUCGCGCUUCCGGGACGAUAAGACCGACGCCAAUCACAUUUCGACCGUUAACAGCGUGAUCGACAGUAUUCGCGAUGGCGUCACAAAGGACGAUCUCCUGGCGGCGGCUGCGAGCAUCCGGCAACACUGGAAGGCGCGGCAUUGAUCUCUUGCAAGGAAGGAUGGCAUCCCGGACCACGGCGUAUAAGGAGUUGGGUGUUUAAAAGGGCACACCAGUUUGUUCAGGAUACCCACAUGGCAUGUUUUACAGCAUCAAAUUAUAGCAAUGAGGCCGCAAGAUGGCCUCUGUGCAGGCUUUAACGUACAUGCUAUGACCACGCACUCUUGAACAGGGACGCAAGAGACGCCGUAUGCUUCCGACUCCUAGGAUGACGUCCAUUUCCGUCCUCGUACGAAACACCUUCUUUCUUGUUGUUGCUGAG
This is a messenger RNA of Microdochium trichocladiopsis, 1583 nucleotides long. Its product is annotated as mRNA capping enzyme. Gene Ontology annotation, biological process: DNA recombination; DNA repair; 7-methylguanosine mRNA capping. The transcript has a single exon. Gene Ontology annotation, molecular function: mRNA guanylyltransferase activity; ATP binding; DNA ligase (ATP) activity. Lineage: Eukaryota; Fungi; Ascomycota; Sordariomycetes; Xylariales; Microdochiaceae. Bases 161 to 1306 code for a protein of 381 amino acids. The record is from RefSeq and is a predicted model, not a curated record. Gene Ontology annotation, cellular component: mRNA capping enzyme complex.